This is a messenger RNA of Vitrella brassicaformis, 3907 nucleotides long. NCBI's taxonomy places the organism in Eukaryota, Vitrellaceae. The record is from the annotation of a GenBank genome assembly.
GAGAUAUAUGCCACACUUUGACCACAAGGGUGCUGACACAGUCGACAUAAACAUGGCUGCAUGAAGGUCAAUCGAUGUCAUGUCACGUCGGGACAUGCAGGUGACACAGCUCACCACCGCAAAGAGCCCACCGAGGACAAGCAACAAACACCAGCCAUCUACAGAGGAGGCGAGACACGUGUUUGUCUGUCUGCGAAGGCCAUCCAUCAGCUGUCCUGCUCUUCGUUCUGGAGUGUGGUCAGCGCAUUAGCCAGCGCCACCGCCUGUUGAGCCGCACUCUGCAGCUGCUUGGCGUCAGGCGCCGUCCGAUGACGACCUCUACACACACCACACCACACCACAUCACGCAACCUCACCCACGACGAUCAGGUGUGCACUUCUGCUGUCUGGAUGCUCACUUUCUCGCAGCAGCCAUGAGUUUGGUGGGACUGUCAGUGUCUCCUUCCUCGCCCGGCUGGCCAGCCUCGUCUCCCCCUUGAUGGUCUUGCUUGAGCUGUCUGGACGUAUUGGUUCGCCGGAUACCGCCACCAGCAGCCUCUGAAGCGGGGUUUCUGGCGUCGGAACUCUCAAACAACACCCGUCGGACCUUUACCUGCACAACACAAGACGACACCAACCACCACUCACUGACCAAGUGGUGAAUGGACACAAGGAGACAUACAUACCUGUUUUCCUGCGCCAGCGCGUCUGUGGCCGUCGUCUGUGACCUUGGCGUCGUCCACGCCGUGCUCCCCGUUGUCCCCUCCGUCAGCCGCCCUUGGAGCGGUCUUCGUGGGAGAGUCCGCCGACUUGUCUUGUGUUGUGGGUGGUGCGGCAGUGCGGCUGCUGAGUUGGGCUAGAUGAGAGAAAUGGGCGGUCGUGCGCAGACCUGAGGGACACAUUUCCCGUGUCUGCAGGGGGGAGGCUUCUGCAUUGUGUCGACUGACUUACCCAUCUGCGUGGCCGUCUGAAGGUCUGCGACACCGAUGCUAUCCCACCUGUAUAGCCAGCCGUGAGACAACCGACAGACAGUAGGGAGUGAUGCCUGGACCGUUUAAAUACCUACCCACCUUUUGCCGACAGGUAGUUUUCGAACUCCUGUCUCAGGGUCAAUCUCGCCCUCAUGCCUGAUGCGCUCACGCUGAGACUGGAUCGACUGCACAGAAAGAGGACGGACGUCAUGUCAGUCAGGAGUGGGUUACUCUCCAACACCUACCGCAAUGAGGGGUACGCUGGUCUUGAGCGUGCCCAGCAACUCCUCAGCCUCUGUAGCCACACACACAGCCAGCCAUGGCCAUGGAGCCAUCCCUCCCACUGUGUCUCUAGCUGUGUCGUUGCUUACUCGCUUCGCUCAUUUCUGCGCCGCCCCGCUCCCCUUCCUCUUCUCUGUGUUGCGGCACGUCGGCAGCCACAGGCGCCACAGGAACAGAGGGCGGGGGCAGGUGCAUCGUCGUCAGUAUGCUCGAUGUGGUCGUCGAAGACGUGUCGGCAGCCUUUGCCGGGGAGGGCAGUGUGAGAGGCACGUGAGUGUCGGAGCCGUCUGAUUCGCUUGGGUGGAACCAUGGAUGGCUGAGCGCCUGCAGUGCCGACGCGCGCUUGGCGGCGUCGCGUGACAUCAUCCACUGAGCGAACAGAGCCACAUACAGUAGUGUGGCUGGGCGUUAUUGAUUGAUUUAGCCGCAUACGAGGAGUAGGUCUCUAGCAGCCGCAGACACCGUGGCCCAGUUUUGGUGCCGGAACGACACACUGCACCUGAGACAGAGACACAGUGGGAGGGAUGGCUUGCCAUGGCUGUCUGUGUGUGUUACUUCAGAUUGCGCCUGAGGAUGUCCUUGACAUUGUGGCCCCUGGUAUAAAACGCGGACACUCACUUAUGCACACACUAUGGGCGGUCAUACUUGCCUGAAUGGAGGAAAGCCGACUGGUCGAUGUGUGUGGGAGCAGAGACACAUUUGUACAAUGAGUGGCUGGCGAUCUCUUCAGGUGUAGCGUGCGCUUACCGACCCAGCAUGAUGUGAAGAAUGACACUGAGCCACACACAGGCAAGCCGGACAGACAGAUAUGCAAGACCUUGCAGCAUCUCUCCCUCUUGCCCCCCCCCCCGUACCCAGCGCCAAAUACGUCGGCCUUACAGGCAUAGGGCUUGUCCUCCAGGAUCUCCGGAGCUGCGCACGCACACCCACACCCACACAGGCACUCCUCCUCUGCUGUUCAGUGGCCUAUCUGUCCGUCCCCCUCACCGACGUAUCCCGGCGACCCGCAUCGCAUCUUCAUGGCUUGCUCCUGACUCAAAAAUGCCGCCAAUCCAAAAUCGAUCAACUUGAUGGAGGUGGGGUCGUCCUCGCGCUCUAUGAUCAGGUUCUCCGUCUUGAGGUCUCGAUGGACCACCUCAUGCUCAGCCAAGGUGACCAGUGCAGACAACAGACGACCGAGAGCUAUGCGUGCCGACGGCUCAUCGUAUGGACCUGUAACACCAUGGAUUGCACCGAGCGGAAGGACUGAUGAUGUCUGCAGCUUGUCGAAGUCAGCUGACCGUGUUGUGCGAUGUGGUCGAAGAGCUCGCCUCCCUUCAGGUACUCCAGAACAAGAAACACGUGGUUCGCUAAGCACACAAACAAGGGGCAGGUCGGCAGAGGUGUCACGCGUGUCUCAGUGUCUCUAAUGCCGCCUUGUGUACCCCUCUCGUAUGCCGCGAAGAGGCGGCUGACGUAUGGGUGCUGAACCUUUCUCAGCACCCCUAUCUCAGUUGCCAAUUUGCUCUCCUUGAUCCGCCUCUUGUCGAUGGCUGAUGGAGGCACACACACAUGCUGUGCUGCACAUGCUGUGCUGCAGCUGCCAUUGUCUCUCUGUCAGGGUCACCCUUGACCACCACCUCCUCCCCUGUAAACAGGUGUUUCGCCAUGUACACCUGAAAUCAUACGCACACACUUGUAAAACAUCUCUGCAGCCCUCUUGCCGCCUGUCUGUCUGUCUGUCCUAAUCUACACCGACCCACCCGAGCAAAGGACCCCUCGCCCACACAUUCAGUGAGCUUAUAGAUGUCGCUGAACAUCAGCUCAGUGCUGCCCAACUGCAGCAGGAUGCUCCGCCACUUUGAGCAGUAUGACCAGUCGGCCUCCGUGCAUAUGCUGGCGGGCGCCCACUUGCCGUCCGCAGGCGAGGCGCCUCUGAACGCCUCAAAGUCCUCCUCGCCAUUUGUGGGGGCAUGGGAGGCCGAUUCACCACAAGCAUCGGCAGCCACUGCCUGCAUCAAAGAUGGUUGAGGAAAGAGGCGCUGGAUCGUCUGCGUCGUGCAUGGCUUGAAAUUCGUGUGUACCGGCUGUGUUGGGGGCGAUACGAUGGGCAGCGUGCUCUGUGCUGGCAGUGAGGGUGCAGGUGCUGGUGGGGCAGUGCACUGAAACUCGUGCUCGCCAGACCGGCUGAUGAGGUACAGACAGGGGCUGCAGUCCAAGGCAGGCCCACAUCCGUUCACGGCAGUGACGUAUAUAUGGACAGGUAGGUGCAGUGCAAGCCUGUUUGUCCCUUAAUUGUGUGCGUACGGUAGGUACCCCUUCUCAGUGAUGUUGUUGACGAAGCGACCUGAUCGUGAGAUGCACACUCAAGUGGAUCGGAUGCGUCCGUGACUUGUUACUCUCUUUGAUGGGUAUGCGGAACUUGGCCUUGGCGUCGUGUGUCAUGGACUCGUGACGCCAAAGCAACAGCUCAACUCCCGUGUCAUAGGCACGGAAACUCACGUGAGUCGUCACGCCUGAACACAAACAAACCAUGCCACUGAGACUAUGAGUGUGCGCAUCAACCGUACGUAUACCUGUGACUUACCUGUGGCCAGCGGCAGAUAGUAACGCUGCCUUUCCAUGCCGAGCUCCUCAUUCGAGCCGGAACGCUCCACCAUGUUCUGAUGCUUGCCAAGUCAACGGCAUGGGUGGGG